AGAGGAGGACAGAGCGUCACAUCUCUCCAAACGCCCAUCAAACUUUCACCACAGCCUGUAGAGAGGACCCAGUCCUCUGAAAGGCCUGUUAGAGACAUCAAGGACACGCUGGAGUCUGGACAGACCGCUCCAUAACGAUGGAGACACUACUGGCGAUGACUUAUGGUACAGUUUGACCCUGCUGUGAAUCCCCCUGAAAACAUCUUGUUCAGUGUUUUUCGUCCUUUUUGCGACAGAGCGACGGGACAUGGAGCAAGCACCCAGCGCGCCGAGCCCUCCUCCCAAACCGGUCCAUCACGAGCCCAUCAGCUUCGGCAUCGACCAAAUCCUUGGAGGCGGUACAGAGCCAGAAAAUGGGCGCACGGCUGGAAGGCAAAGUGGAUCCGAUUUAAGCAACGGGGACGGUUAUUACAGUUUGGGAAGCCCGACCGGGGCCAGCGCCCCCUCAUACACCGCGCUGUCUAUAUCUCUUUCUGGUAUAAUGCCUCCGGUGGAGGCUUCAGGUUCAUACGGGGAAAGCAGGAGUCUGGGCAGCCGGGGAGUGAUUCGAGUCCCUGCCCACAGACCCAUGACAGCCCCGGGACCCCCAGCCUCCGUGCAGGGCACUGUCCCAGGGUUUGGAGGGUUGUGCUUCCCCUGGAUAGGAAACAGGCUCGCUAAGGACAGAAUAUCAGCCGCGCUGGUGCCGUUCGCCGUUACGCGGAGGAUAGGACACCCGUAUCAGAACCGGACACCUCCUAAAAGGAAAAAGCCCCGCACCUCCUUCUCCAGGGUUCAGAUCUGCGAACUGGAGAAGCGCUUCCACCGGCAGAAGUACCUGGCCAGCGCCGAGCGGGCAGCCCUAGCUAAGAGUCUGAAGAUGACAGAUGCACAGGUCAAAACCUGGUUUCAGAACCGCAGGACCAAGUGGAGGAGACAGACGGCCGAGGAGAGGGAGGCGGAGCGUCAACAGGCCAAUCGUCUCAUCCUGCAGCUGCAGCAGUCCGCCCUCCAGAAGUCGCUCGGCGAAUCAGCGGUGUCGGAUCCACUGUGCGCCCACAACUCCUCCCUUUACGCCUUGCAGAACCUCCAACCCUGGGCCGAGGACAGGGAAUAGAAACCAGCGGCUAAGGUGUAAUCAACAAGCACCAUCUAUUAUCCCUGGGAGGAUAAAUACAUUAAAUUAGGCCUACAUGAGGACAGUGGGACCUGCUCUGAUUCAUGCAACUUAGAAGAAAAAAAAAAUCCUGGACCACGAAAAGCUGCCACGGCCUUGUGGGCGGAUGUGUGUGAACCUGGACCUGAAACGAUGGUGAGUGACACUUGUCUUGAAGCAGAAACAGAACAUUCUUGGACAAAAUCUAACUGGGAACAGCGGGACUCAGCAAACAAAUUCAAAAAGCAGCCGAAACAGAACCUGUCAUUAAAAUGUCUCGUCACCUCGUGAUUGUCCUCAGCUGAUUCUCCACAGGGAGAUGCUGCAUAACAUGACUGGAUGUUUUGUGAAUGUGUUUUCUGUCAAUGCAGCUCUCUCCAGGCAGGUCACUACAUUUGUUAGACUUACUACACUUUAACUACACUUUAAAGGGUUGUUUGUCUUGUUUUUAAGGAAAGAUAAACACACACACACACACACCAUGCAAAUAAUGGCAAGGCCAACACCCCAAUAUUUAGGAACUUACAUAAAAUGUAAGUUUUAUAUUAAUCUCCUCAUGUGUUUUAUCAAAAUACAAAACAAACAACUUCACAAAAAAUAAAGAUAAAACUGAUUCAGGUGUUUAUUUUAUUUAUUUAGUUGUUCUGGUGCUUAAAACUUCUUCAAAUCUCAUUAAUACAUUCACCCACCUCAUCGCCCAUGCACUCCAGCCCAAGAUGAAUAAAUACACAGUGAUGCCCAAAAUGUUACAUUAUAAGAAAAAUGCUAUUGUGAGUAGUCACAAAAGGAAAUAGAUGUCACAAUUAACGGGCAGAAAAGUGAACAAUAUACGAAAGAGGCUGUAAGUUGGGUAAUAAAAGGGGGUGAUGCACGUUCAAUGAUGAUGGUGGCGUUUAUUCAUAUGCACAUUAUCAUGCUUUAUUUGUGGGCCGUGUCCUCUGGGAUGAAGGCAAAAAUGUACAACCCUUUUGUAUUUUUAUUGUAUAUGUGUAAAUAACAAUAUAAAGUGUUCGCGUGGCUCCUUUUGCU
Messenger RNA from Monopterus albus (swamp eel), 2164 nucleotides. RefSeq names its product T cell leukemia homeobox 3. Gene Ontology annotation, cellular component: nucleus. Gene Ontology annotation, biological process: regulation of transcription by RNA polymerase II; animal organ development. Bases 248 to 1096 code for a protein of 282 amino acids. NCBI's taxonomy places the organism in Eukaryota, Metazoa, Chordata, Actinopteri, Synbranchiformes, Synbranchidae. The record is from RefSeq and is a predicted model, not a curated record. Gene Ontology annotation, molecular function: DNA-binding transcription factor activity, RNA polymerase II-specific; RNA polymerase II cis-regulatory region sequence-specific DNA binding. The transcript has 3 exons.